UAACACAGACCAUGGCAACAGAGAAAGAGGGGUUCUCUCAACUUCUCCAAGAAAAACAUCAACUUCAAGUGGCGCAAGAGGACAGAAUAAGAAACCUCACCAAACUUCUGGUCACAAGCAACAACCUGACUUGUGUACAAAAGGUGCCCAGACGUCGGGUUACCUGGGGAGGGAAACUGCUCCGCUUGGCCCACCCGUCUCCCAGCGAAGACUGUCUGUCAGACCGUAGCUUUGCUGCGUCUGUCAGUCGGCAGAGGAAAGUUCAUUUCUCCUCUGUGAUGGAGCAGAUCGAAGAUGAAGACUUUGAUGGUGACUGGGAGAUUCCUGAUGAGUCGUCAGAUGACACAAGCCAAUGUCAAGACUUGAUGACUUUCCAGAGCAUGGCUAGCAGGGCAGCUGAAAGAGUGGCAGAGCUGGAAGUUGAACUUCAAACCGUCGGCCAGCAAAAUCAGCAAGCCCACGAUCAAAUCGCGGCAAUGGAGCAGAAGGCAGCCGAAGUUGACCUCAAGCUCCAAAGCGAAAUGCAGCAGAAAUCCCAGGCCGUCGACAAAGUCCAGUUGCUGGAGCUCCACGUGACAGAUCUAAAAUUACAACUUGAGGAACAGCAGUUGAACUCUGGUCAACAACUGGAAGACGAUCCGCGUUAUGAGAGUCUAGCCACUGAAAUGGGUCGGUUGACAGAAGCUGGUGCUGGCUAUACAUUCUUCUGGAUCGGUCGCACUGAGGCAGAGAGACGGGACGCAGGAGUCAGCUUUGCCAUCAAAUCCAAUUUGGUCAAUAAGCUGGCUGCGCUUCCCAAAGGUGUCAAUGACCGCCUGAUGACACUGCGCCUGCCUCUUCCUGGCAAACACUUUGCCACACUCAUCAGUACCUAUGCCCCCACGAUGACUAACCCAGACGAUGUGAAGGAGAGGUUCUACGAGGACCUGACAGCCACGAUCACUGCAUUGCCCAGGGCAGAUAAGCUCAGCAUUCUUGGCGACUUUAAUGCCAGAGUCGGCACCGACCAGAAGUCCUGCGAAGGGUUCCUCGGCAAAAAUAGCACGGGCAGCUGUAACAGCAAUGGCACCCUCCUGCUGGACACCUGUCCAGCACACAAGCUCCUGAUCACCAUCUCAGUCUUCUGCCUUCCAAAGCGCAACAGGACCUCCUGGAUCCGCCCCCGCUCAAAACAUUGGCAUCUACUGGACUAUGUCAUGGUCAGGCAAAGGGGUCGUCAGGGUCACUAA
Molecule: messenger RNA, 1229 nt
Organism: Syngnathus acus (greater pipefish)
Lineage: Eukaryota; Metazoa; Chordata; Actinopteri; Syngnathiformes; Syngnathidae
Product: centromere-associated protein E-like
Exons: 6
Coding region: 12-1229 (405 amino acids)
Biological process (GO): chromatin remodeling
Cellular component (GO): nucleus
Source: RefSeq, a predicted model, not a curated record